AUGAGAGCCUUGACAGAUGCAGCCAUUGACGAGCCCGAUAUAAUCUCAUUAUCUUUAGGCUCAUACGAUGAUUCGUCAAGCAACCCAAUUUCGGUAUUAGCAUCCAACAUUGCGCAGAAAAUCCCCAUUAUUCUAUCUGGCGGAAAUGGCGGUGAGCUAGGGCUCUUCUAUCCAACAGCUUUUGCAUCAAAUAAAGAUAUCAUAUCAGUUGGAUCAGUGUCUAGUCUCCAGGGCAUAAGCUGGCCUGCAAAAUUGGUUUCAAGCUCGGGAAGCACUUUGGACAUCACAUACUUCACUGGCAACGAUACUCAAUGGAAUUUUACAGGGUCGUUUCCUGUUCAUAUUUCGGAACACGACAUCUGCCAGCUAGCAUCAGGCAGCGAUGGUGUCAAGAGAAAUCUGUUUCAAAAGAGAAACUACCAAUCAAACAGCAUUCUUUUAGCAAAGGCAAACGAUAACAACUGCUCGCAGCACAGUUUAGAAAGUGCUGGUGACUUUAAAUACAGAAAUAUAUUGAUGUACACUGCAGAUGCCGAGAAUUACAAUUUCACAGACAACUACUCAUCUAACUUGGUGUCUGCACUCGCACCAGAUACAUUGAAUCUUGCCACAGUCAAGAAAGUGGUGUCUUCGUGGGUAGAAAAGGAGUUAUUAUUGGGCAAUUUUGUUACCUUGGAGAUCUCAGCUGCCGACGAGAUGAGUCCCUAUCCUCUUGAGUCGCUAGGUGCUGGGAAAAUAAGUGCGUUUUCGUCGUGGGGUCCAACGUUCACAAAUGAUUUUUAUCCAGUUAUCUCAGCUCCUGGUGCAGACAUAUUUGGGCAGGGGUUGAACCAAACCAGGUCCAUGAAUGGUACGUCUCUAUCUGCUCCAUAUAUUGCUGGUGUGAUUGCACUCUACAAGAGUGUGUUUCCAUAUGCCACUCCAGAGGAAAUCAGGAACAAGCUUGUUGCCACUGCGUCGACAUUGUCGUUGUACAACGAGGUUGGCAAGUCUGAAGAGAAGUUGGCUGCUCCUUUGAAUCAGCAAGGGGCUGGGUUGGUAAAUGCCUUGAGCUUUGUUGACUACUCGUCGACAAUCACAUCCAACCCGCUACUAGUUCUUAAUGAUACAGACAACAGGGUGUCUGAGCACUUGGUGACAGUGUACAAUGGUGGAUGCGAAGACGUGAUGUAUGUUUUGUCACACGAAGGCGCUGCUACAAUCAAGGCCAGAAACAAGGAGGAUGGGUUUCCACAGGUGUACUAUCCAGAGUACGACACCAGCGAGGCCCACAUCAAGUACUCAUUGAGCUCGUUCACUUUGCAGCCCGGCGAGUCAGCGAAUGUGACAGUCGACAUCACAGCUCCAGUGUCAAACAUCACAGAUGGGUAUUUGUUCUCAGGAAAGAUUGUAGUCACUGGCUCCAAUGGCGAGAUUUUGAAAGUGCCCUAUAUGGGGGUUGAGUUGUCUACCAGGGACUGGUUGGGUGUGGAAGCAUAUUGCAUUGCUAAUGAAAAUGGGGAACUUGUUGAUUUGGCUGAUACCAGUCGUAUUUACGAUGUGCAAAGCUACGACACAUUCUCGAUAUACUACAGAAUUGGAUUUGGCUCUCCAACAUUUGCAUUUGACUUAGUGACGUAUGAUUACGAGCUUUCAGAUUUCAGCUAUCCACCAGAAAACAAUGCCAAGUGGGUAGGGCCCAUCGAACUAUGGAAUGGAAACGAUCAGUUUUCNGUUUUAUCGCAGAACAGUCCUAGCAGAUUCAACGACUUUGUAUAUGGUGAAGUUAGUGGUCUUGGUGAUGGGCAACCAUUUCCAAAAGGAAAGUACAAGAUUUUAAUUCGUUCAUUGCGACCAUUUGGUGACGAAAAUAAUUAUGAUGACUGGGAAUUGUCGAUGUGUGCUGGUUCUGUGAUCAAUGUGUUUGACAACUCCAAACCAGAAACAACUACAAAAACAAACAUUGAUGCAAGCAUUGUUACUGAAACUCCAAUUGAUUCACGAUUUGAAUCUUCUGAGAACACUUAUAUUCAAGAAAUCACUGAUCAAACACCGCAAUUAGUUUUGGAAUCAUCAAAUGUUUCCUCAAAAAGUACCCUGGUUGUUUCUCAGUUGCUCGCUUCAAAAACGACUUCGAUGCCUUUGAAUGGAAAAUCCUCAUCAAUUUUUUCAUCCAUUAUUCCUCCUCUAUCCCCUUCUUUGGUAUCUUUUAUAAAUGUUGUACCAACCACAUCCUCUAUUUUAGAAGGUGCAUUUUAUUCACUAAGUUCAUUAUCAAGUUCAUUAUCAAGUUCAUUAUCAAGUUCAUUAUCAAGUUCAUUAUCAAGUUCAUUAUCAAGUUCAUUAUCUAGUAGAAACUCCAAAACUUUACCUAGCUCAUUUUCUAACUUCAUAUCCAGCUCCUCACUGAGUACUGAAGAUAAUUUAAUUAUUAUAUCAUCAAGUUCUUUUAUUUCAUUAUCUAAGUUAUCCUCAAGUUAUUUGCCAAUCAUUUCUAGUAGUUCCGUCAGUUCAUCAUCCAGUCCAUCUUCCCGAUCCUCUUCCAGUUUCAGUUCAUCUACUUCAUCCUUCAGUUCAAUCACAUCUUUUGGUUCACCUUUCAUCUCCUCUUCUAGUUCAUUUACCGGUUCCUCUUUCAGUUCAAUAACAUAUUCUAGCUUUUCAUCAACUAUAAUAACUACUUCUUCAAGUUCUUCAAUACUGACAGCCUUUGAAACCUAAAGUUUUAGGGACCACUCAUCAAUAUUAAGAGUAGAUCUUUUGAUGUUCCCAAUAAUAUUAUGAUUUGCUCAUUUUUUUCUACCUUUUCGAUAUUUUUUUAACUGAAUUUUUAUUUAUCCUAAAUAUAUAUGGAGGGUUUUUGCGUUCCUUUAUUUAUUAAUUAAUCUUAUUUAAUUUGUAGUUAGAAUUCUGUAGUUAGAACUUUAAAUAGAUAUCUUGUUCAAAUUUAAAACAGAAUUUUUAAUCUUCCAAUUUGAUUGAUUGAUCAAGAAUCAAUCAAAAAAAAACAUAAGCAAGGAGGAUCUCCCAUAAAAUGAAAACCAC
This is a messenger RNA of Ascoidea rubescens DSM 1968, 3024 nucleotides long. Its product is annotated as subtilisin-like protein. Gene Ontology annotation, molecular function: serine-type endopeptidase activity. Gene Ontology annotation, cellular component: cell wall; membrane. Gene Ontology annotation, biological process: proteolysis. The transcript has a single exon. NCBI's taxonomy places the organism in Eukaryota, Fungi, Ascomycota, Saccharomycetes, Ascoideales, Ascoideaceae. The record is from RefSeq and is a predicted model, not a curated record. The coding region runs from base 1 to 2700 and encodes 899 amino acids.